UACGCCCGCCUCUAGCCUCGGCGCGCUAGCGCAGGCAGGCAGUCUGGAGGAGAGAGCCGCGGAAGCCGCUUGCCCGCCGGACAGAGCUCGCUCGUAGCUUCAAAUGGGAGGAGUUUUGAGCAAGCUCCGCCCCCCGAAGCCCGCCCCCGAUCCGGAAGCCAGGAGCCGGCGCCCACCCGCGCGCCCGGCCUUCCUCGCAAGCCCCGCCCGCCCCACAAACCCCGCCCCUACGGCCCCCUGGGCCCGCCAUGAUCCCAUUCAGCCCUCAGUCCCCACUCGUUUCCUCGGGUCCCGUCGGAGGCCUUCCCGCCGGGACUGUGGGACUUCACCACACCACUUUGGCAUAACACGUCCAAGACGAUACCCAAUUCAGCAGGGCUGGUAUUCCCAUGUGCUUCCCACGCUGUGCCGGAUGGCGGUCACAGGAAGCGUGUGCUGUCUCGCGGUCAUUCCAGAGUGGUGUGCAGGCCUUCGACAGUGAGGAUCGCUCCUCCUGGGAGCAACCUGGCUCAUUUUCCAAUGUAAGCAUUGCUGGAGGAAAAGACUCCCAAGCAGCGCAGAUCCAUAAUGCCCCAGACCCGUGGUCAAAGGAGGCUGUUCUGCUUGCCCUCGAACGUUGGAAGAGGAAGAAAAGGACAGUGGAGGAGGAGGAAGACCAAACAUCUACUGCUGGUCAGGAGGACAAAAGAAGGUGCCAUGACAGCAGUGGGAGUGGCCAUUCAGCUUUUAAGCCUGAGGUGGCCAACGGAGUCCCUGCUGCUUUUGUGCCUGAGCCUGGGCCUCUGAAGAGAGGCCUCAGUUCCCAGAGCUCAGAUGGCGAGCUGCGUAAGAGAACCUGCACCUCUGCUGUGAGCUGCUCGAAGGGCACAUGCGCAUGUGGCAUCCGUAUGUCCAGCCGCAAUGCGAUUACCAGUUCCUACACUUCUACUGGAGGCAUCUCUCAGCUGUGGAAGAGGCGUCCCAGUGCCUCACCCUUCUCCAGCCCAGCCUCAUCCCGCUCACAGACACCAGAGAGUCCAGAAAAGAAAAUGAGAGAAGAGGACAGUCCUCAGGGAUCUGGCUCUUCCGCUCCGCCGGUAAACAAGGAGUCCCAGGGAGAACAGGAUACAACCACAUGUAGGGAGCAGAAUUCCUGGGAUUCUCCAGCAACACCCAGCAGCUCCCAGCCACACAGACGGAAGUUUCCCCUGGUGCCCUCCAGGCGAGGGAUCCCGCUGAUCUUGCCUCCAGCUCCCUGGAUCGGCCGCUCGAUCACAGUCGAAGAGUAUUACCAGGAGAAGCAAGCUCAGUCACAGUGGCUGAAGAUGAUCUUCGAGGAUAAGACUGCCACCACCUCGGACUUUGAAGCUACGACCCAGACCACCAGCAGCGGUCCCAGCACAACCUCAUCACACGUCACAUCCGGGGUGUCAGCAGGCCCCGCUGGCAGCGGGGACUUUGUGAUGAGCGUGUCAGCCCCCCACAGCAGCUCCACCACUGGGGCAUUUGACUUUGUGGCAGGACGGAGUGGGAGAACUGGUGGCACGGCCCAUUUCUGGGCAUGCCUGAGUGAGAACUCCCUUGGUGCAGCUGGCCAGAGCACACUGUUUGCCAUCUACGUGGCCAGCACACCUCAGAACACAUCUGUGCUUGCAGCCAUCACCUCUGGCUCUGGAGCUGUGACCCAGACCACCAGCUGCGGGACCAGUACAUCAGGGUUUGGCAGCACCAUCUCAGCGCCCUUCACAUCCAGGGUGUCAGCAGGCCCCACUGGCAGUGGGGGCUUUGGGACAAGCGUGGCUGCCCCCCACAGCCGCUCCACCACUGGGGCAUUUGGCUUUGACUCAGGACAGAGUGGGAGAACUGGUCUCAAGAACCCUUUCUGGGGAGCCUUGAAUCCAAACUCCCUGGGUGCAGCUGGCCAGACACCCUCUGCUUUCCAUGUGGCCAGCACGCCUCGGAACCCGCCUGGGUUUGCAGCCAUCACCUCCGGCUCUGGAGCUGUGACCCAGACCACCAGCUGCGGGACCAGUACAUCAGGGUUUGGCAGCACCAUCUCAGUGCCCUUCACAUCCAUGGUGUCGGCAGUCCCCACUGGCAGUGGGGGCUUUGGGACAAAGCUGCCCCCCACAGCCGCUCCACCACUGGGGGAUUUGACUUUGGCUCAGGACUGAGUGGGAGAACUGGUCUUAAGAACCCUUUCUGGGGAGGAUUGAAACCAAACUCCCUGGUUGCAACUGGCCAGAGCACACCCUCUCCCUACCACGUUGCCAGCUUGUCUGAGAACACAUCUGGGAUUGCAGCUGUGACACAGACCACCAGCUGCGGGACCAAUACAUGUGUUUGGCAGCACCACCUCAUCGCCCUUCAUGUCCGGGGUUUCAGCAGGCCCCACUGGCAGUGGGGGCUUUGGGAUGAGCAUGGCUACCCCCAACAGCAGCUCCACCACUCGGGCAUUCGUCUUUGGGGAGGACACAGUAGGAGCAGUGGUGGCAUGACCCCUUUCCCUGGGUGCAGCUGGCCAGAGCACACCCUUUGCCUUCCAUGGGGCCAGCAUGCCUCAGAACACAUCUGUGUUUGCACAUCAGAUUUGGAAUGGGCUUGGUGCCGGAGUCCGGCUCCAGCUGAUGUGUGGGUCACGAAGGAAAGGACAGCGUCAGCGAGUGAGAUCAAUGAGGAGACAAAACACCCAGUAAAGUUGUAACAUCUCCUGACAUCAAGCAGCAGGGUCUUUAUUUUUGUAUCUUUUUACGGUCUACAUAAUGUUGAACAUUAAAAAUUAUGAAUAAUACAGUCCUUUUUCUGUCAGUUUACAUAAUUUAAGCUUAUGACCCAUAAAUAAAUAUUAUUUCUUCUAAUAGUAGCCAUUUAACAUUUAAUUUUUAACUUUCCCCUAGUCUAUUGUGAUUAGUAAUUCAUGUAAGCUACAUGCUAGGUGCUAAACAGAAAAUGGAGUAAGACAGCAUGUGGGCUAUGAUUUUUACUUUAAGCAUGUAAGAUUAUAUAGGGUUCUAGAUAUGUGUCUAAGGCUAUAUAAAGUUUAAGCAGCUUAUAUAAAAUGCAAGCUAUAUAUCUUCUGGUUAUUGAGUGUAACUAUAUUAUUAAUUAAAUCCUAUCCUACACAUGUGGGUUGAGGCUUACAUCUAAAAUCUAGUGACAGUACUCCUAUCACCCAUUCCUUAACAUUCCUAUGAAUACAAUAAAAACACCUUAUUCUUUCAUAA
This is a messenger RNA of Manis pentadactyla (Chinese pangolin), 3203 nucleotides long. RefSeq names its product nuclear envelope pore membrane protein POM 121C-like. Lineage: Eukaryota; Metazoa; Chordata; Mammalia; Pholidota; Manidae. The record is from RefSeq and is a predicted model, not a curated record. The transcript has 13 exons. The coding region runs from base 390 to 2153 and encodes 587 amino acids.